This is a messenger RNA of Dreissena polymorpha, 1143 nucleotides long. RefSeq lists its product as uncharacterized. The record is from RefSeq and is a predicted model, not a curated record. The transcript is spliced from 2 exons. The coding region runs from base 301 to 1143 and encodes 280 amino acids. NCBI's taxonomy places the organism in Eukaryota, Metazoa, Mollusca, Bivalvia, Myida, Dreissenidae.
GAUGGGCGAAUAUUAGGACCGUGCUAAAUAUAUCGUAUUAUAACAUCCAAGUGGUCCUUUACGUACGGUAACUAACUGUAAGCUAACGUCAACACCUAGUAAGACAUUGAAUUGAUGGGGAAGUUGUGUGUGCAUUCUUAAUUUGUUCACAUUUUGUGUAUGGUAAAGAUAAGUUGUAAACUCGACAUUUGAACCCAGGUCACAAAACUGAUAAUGAAGAUACAUGGUGAAAAACAGGAACUCUGAUAAAGACACCAGAAUAAAGUGAGGCCAUAUCUUCAUCACGAGGACACGAAACAUAUGAGGAUUAACAUGGGUUCGGGAAAUAUGCAAACAACAUGGUUACUCUUGCUAGUAAUAAGCUUUUCGGUCGGUAAAACGUACGGAUUUUCGGAUCUCGAGAAUUUCAUCAGGGUCAUCGAUUCAUUGAACCCAAACCAGACAGUGGUGAACUAUUUAAAUGGGUCAGUGUUUUGGAAACAGCCAAAGUCGAUUCUUCAAAAACUAUUCAACUACGAAGGAUACAAUAUUAAUCGCAAAAUACGGCAAUCUGAUGGCACAUUUCUGUCUUUGUCUAGAGAAUUUGUUGUUUACCGCCAACCGAAUACAUCUGAAAUUCUGCUGGUUUUGAUGAAUCCAAUUUCCUACAACGCAAACGAGGUUUUCAACGUUGCAAACGAUCCAGUGAACGCUCACAUUGGAAGCGCAUCGCCAGCAAUGCCUGUAACUCCUCAUUUACCAGAAUUUCUGGUAUAUAAUACUGAUAUCGUAUUGGAAUAUCCGAAUCCUUUGCAACCGAAUAACUAUGCCAAUUACUCCGCUGGACCCGUUUAUGAUUCCGUAGAGUUAUUCGGAUUCUUUUCUAAUUCAACCCUUAUAAAUGCAUCAAAAACAGAUAGCGUGCCAAUGACAGGUACGUGGAUGCGAAAAUCCCAAUACUUGCCCUGGAUGGUACUAGGUACAACUCCUGUGUCUUUGUUUUACACAACACUCGCUUGGAAAUGUUACGAUGGUCUCCAGUGCGUAGCGGAUGAUAUCAUGCAGAUUAUAUCAGAUUAUAUGCAGAUUAUCAAGCAAAACUUCCCAAAAUAUCAGUAUGCGCCAUCUACGAAACGUCGUGGACGGCUUUCAAAAAGAUUAUAG